Messenger RNA from Epinephelus fuscoguttatus (brown-marbled grouper), 2366 nucleotides. RefSeq names its product dopamine receptor D4 related sequence (gene drd4-rs). Gene Ontology annotation, biological process: adenylate cyclase-activating adrenergic receptor signaling pathway; adenylate cyclase-inhibiting dopamine receptor signaling pathway. The record is from RefSeq and is a predicted model, not a curated record. NCBI's taxonomy places the organism in Eukaryota, Metazoa, Chordata, Actinopteri, Perciformes, Serranidae. The transcript has 6 exons. Gene Ontology annotation, cellular component: plasma membrane. Gene Ontology annotation, molecular function: G protein-coupled receptor activity; dopamine neurotransmitter receptor activity, coupled via Gi/Go. The coding region runs from base 480 to 1679 and encodes 399 amino acids.
UUUUUCGUCAGUUCAGAGCUGACGAGAAGACGAAGAGGAGGAGAACUUAAGGAAGAACAGGACGACAAGUGAAGGAGCACCAGAGGAGGAGAAGUGAAACAGAAGCUGAGGAGAACAGGAGGAAGACUAAAGGAAGGAGGAAGAGGAGAAACAGAGGAAGAAGAACAGGAGGAGGAGGAGGACAUGAGGAGGAGGCUGAACCAGGAGCAGCAGGAGGACGUUUGAGGAUAAAAUCUCAUUGAAAAGCAGAAAAACAGAAACUGAAGGAAAAGAAGACGUUUUGUUUUUUAAACUUCACCAGAAGAAAAACAACAACCAGCAGACGUCAUCAUGAGUGAAGAGAAACAUCGAAUAAACAUCAACUCAGUCUGUCGUCAAAGUACUGAGACCGAAACAUACCAAGGACUGAGACAACACCUGGGACAGGUAACAACAAGGAAAUCAUCUUGUGUCCAGAUGUUGAAUCCGGGGCCUCCAUCAUGGACAAUGUGACAGCUGGCAGCCCACCAGGUGAGACGCACCUGAAGAACUACAACUAUCUGGCCCUGGUCCUCGGCGUGCCCCUGAUCCUGGUCAUCAUCCUGGGCAACGUCCUAGUGUGUCUGAGCGUGCUCACUGAGCACUCCUUAAAAACCGCGACCAACUACUUCAUCAUCAGCCUGGCGGCCGCUGACCUGCUGCUGGCACUGCUGGUGCUGCCGCUCUACGUCUACUCUGAGUUUCUGGGCGGCAUCUGGACGUUAAGCACCGCCCUCUGUGACGCUCUGAUGACCAUGGAUGUGAUGCUGUGCACCGCCUCCAUCCUCAACCUGUGUGCCAUCAGUGUGGACAGGUACAUCGCCGUAGUUGUUCCUCUGAAGUAUAACAGAAACCAGUUCAGCGUCCGUCAGCUGGCGCUCAUUGCAGCGACCUGGGUGCUGUCUCUCGGCGUGGCAAGCCCGGUGAUCUUCGGUCUGAACCAGGUGGAGGGUCGCAAUCCGAGCGUGUGCAAACUGGAGGACAAGCGGUUCGUGGUGUACUCGUCCGUCUGCUCCUUCUUCGUGCCAUGUCCCGUCAUGCUCCUGUUGUAUUAUGGGAUGUUUCGAGGCCUGCGGCGGUGGAGCAGUCGGAGCCGCUCUCAGGGUGGGCGGGGCAGUCGUCCUGCUCUGUCUGUACGCCUCCACCUGGCUCUACGGCGAGUGAAGGUGACCAGGAGCCAAGAGAAGGUCGUGUAUGUCACAUCAGUUGGGCUCAGUCCCACCUCUCCAUCCACCGUCUCCAUGACAAACCCAGUGUCGGAGGAGCAGCAGGACGGAGCGCCAGCGGCGCCGGAGAGCGACCCGAUGACAACGCAGAUGGACAGCGUGUCGGAUGGCGAACCCACAGAGAGGCGGGAGAAUGGCCUGACAAAGAAAAAGAGAGGAAGACGAAACAGUAAGAGCAGCAGAGUCAGCGGGAGAGAGCGGAAAGCCAUGAAGGUGCUUCCUGUCGUCGUUGGUGUUUUUCUGGCCUGUUGGACGCCGUUCUUCGUUGUCCACGUCACCAAGGUGUUAUGUCACUCCUGUGACAUCGGCCCCACCCUCAUCUCCGUGGUAACGUGGCUCGGCUAUGUCAACAGUGCCGUCAACCCGAUCAUCUACACAGCCUUCAACGCUGAGUUCAGGACUGUCUUUCACAAGCUGCUCUGCUGUAGGACGUAAAACUAACCUUGUCCCAGAGACGUCCCUCAACAGGAAGCUCAAGCUAAGUCUCAGAACGAUCUUCAGACUGUUCAGGAUUUUAUCACCUGGUGUGCCUCUGUGUCUGUGCCUCUGUGUCUGUCCUCUGUGUCUGUGCCUCUGUGUCUGUCCUCUGUGUCUGUCAUCUGUGUCUGUUCCUCUGUAUCUGUCCCUCUGUGUCUGUCCUCUGUGCCUGUUCCUCUGUGUCUGUGCCUCUGUGUCUGUCUCUCUGUGUCGGUCCUCUGUGUCUGUGCCUCUGUGUCUGUGCCUCUGUGUCUGUCCUCUGUGUCUGUGCCUCUGUGUCUGUCCUCUGUGUCUGUCCCUCUGUGUCUGUGCCUCUGUGUCUGUCCCUCUGUGUCUGUGCCUCUGUGUCUGUCCCUCUGUGUCUGUCCCUCUGUAUCUGUCCCUCUGUAUCUGUCCUCUGUGUCUGUCCUCUGUGUCUGUGCCUCUGUGUCUGUCCUCUGUGUCUGUCCCUCUGUGUCUGUGCCUCUGUGUCUGUCCCUCUGUGUCUGUCCCUCUGUAUCUGUCCCUCUGUAUCUGUCCUCUGUGUCUGUCCUCUGUGUCUGUGCCUCUGUAUCUGUCCUCUGUGUCUGUCCUCUGUGUCUGUGCCUCUGUGUCUGUCCUCUGUGUCUGUCCCUCUGUGUCUGUGCCUCUGUGUCUGUCCCUCUG